Messenger RNA from Sinocyclocheilus anshuiensis, 2560 nucleotides. RefSeq names its product leucine-rich repeat, immunoglobulin-like and transmembrane domains 1b (gene lrit1b). The record is from RefSeq and is a predicted model, not a curated record. Bases 114 to 2078 code for a protein of 654 amino acids. Gene Ontology annotation, cellular component: endoplasmic reticulum membrane. Gene Ontology annotation, molecular function: protein binding. The transcript has 4 exons. Lineage: Eukaryota; Metazoa; Chordata; Actinopteri; Cypriniformes; Cyprinidae.
UCAGGGGAUUCGGAGCAGAGCGAGCAGAAAGUGCUUGAGAGAGACACAGAGAUGCUGCGUGAUUAACAGACUCAAACCCAUCCGGACAGUAGCUAGAACAGAUAGCGCAGAAGAUGUGUGUUUUGGGUUUUGGGGCUUUUGCGCUGGUGCUGUGCUGUCUUCCGUUGCUUUGCAGCACCUGUCCUGCUCAAUGCAGCUGCUUCUACCACAAACUGAGCGACGGCUCGAAGUCAAGGAGCGUCCUGUGUAACGACCCCGACCUCGCCGUCAUCCCAAACAACUUUCCCUCGUACACCUCCAAACUCCGCAUCGAGAAAACCACCAUCAGCCGCGUUGCCAGCGAAUCCUUUCAUUACCUCAGCAGCCUGGAGUACCUCUGGAUAUCCUUCAACUCGCUCUCCUCCCUCAGCGCAGACAGUUUCCGAGGACUUUACGCCUUGGACGAAUUACGGAUGGAUGGGAAUGUUCUCACUUCCUUUCCUUGGGAAUGUUUGAUGGACAUGCCUAACCUUCGGCUCCUGGAUUUGAACAAUAAUAAAAUCAGCAGCAUCCCAGGUGAAGCAACCAUUUACAUCAAAAACUUGACCUACCUGGAUCUGUCCAGCAACAGUCUGGCCACCGUUCCAGCGGAGGUUCUUACUUCAUGGUUCUCUCCGAAACCUCCUCAGGAUGCAGAGAAUUCCAAAAUGAUAUUUGGUCUCCACGACAAUCCCUGGCAGUGUGACUGUCGUCUCUUUGAUUUGGUGCAGUUCCAGAAGUUCCCUUCCUCCUCUGUGGCGUUCAUCGAUACGCGUCUGCGCUGUGCCGAACCGGAGAGCCUGUCGGGAGUCCUGUUCUCUGAUGCUGAGCUCCGCAAGUGUCAGGUUCCCCGCGUGCACACGGCCGUCGCGAGGGUCCGCAGCUCCAUCGGAAACAACGUCCUGCUGCGCUGCGGGACCAUCGGCGUUCCCAUCCCCGAGCUGUCCUGGACCCGAGCCGACCGCAAGCCCAUGAACGGCACCGUUCAACAGGAAAUCUCUAAAGAGGGCAUCAUCUGGUCCAUUCUCAGCGUUCCUGCUGUUUCUUACAGAGAUUCAGGGAAAUAUGUUUGCAGAGCCACUAACUUUGUCGGGAGUGCCGAUGCCAUUAUCUCACUUGUCAUUUCUGAUAUGUGGCAAAUCGACGAAGCGGUCGCCAAGAGAAGUCACGGAAAGAAGAACGCUGGAUUCGGCCGAGCGGCGUAUCAAGAGAAACUCAUCGCCAGAUACGUGCCGCCGGCCACAUCAGCUGCUGUGCCCAUCAUUGAGCCCCUAAACGGACCCAAAGCCACGGCGUCCAUCCAGAUCGAAAGCUACAGCAUUUCUGAUGGUGUUUCCAAAGUGAAGGCCACAGCGGCACCUGCAGCGGCCGUAGGAACGGACAGCGGCAUGGCGGAGCUUCAGAAAGAUGUCUUGAGUAACCUGGAGGCUAAUGCGUCUUCUCUGCAGCAGGGUCCGGAGCGCAGAGUGGUUCGGUCGGUCAAAGUGAUCGGUGACACGGACCACACGGUCUCGUUGAACUGGCACGCACCCACCGCCACCAACACCACGUCCUUCAGCGUUCUGUACGCCGUCUUCGGGGAGCGGGACAUGCGUCGGAUUAAUGUUGCCCCGGGCAAGAAUCGCAUCACGAUCGAAGGCCUCGUGCCCAAAACCAAGUACAUAGCCUGUGUGUGCGUGAAGGGCCUCGUCCCCAAGAAAGAGCAGUGUGUGAUUUUCUCCACGGACGAGGCGGCCAGCGCCAGCGGCACACAGAAGCUCAUUAACGUGGUGGUGAUCACGGUCGCCUGCGUGAUCGCGGUUCCUCUGACCCUCAUCGUCUGCUGCGGGGCACUAAAGAGGAGGCUGCAGAAGCUGAUGGGCCGGAAGUCCAAAGACAUUCAAGACUCGUACGUGACGUUUGAGACUCUGUCUCCAGGCACCAAAACCAAAGGGCUGGAGGGGGAAUAUCUCAGCCAACUCAACCCAGACGAGUCCAACCGGCUGCUGUCGGCCCGCUCUAGUGUGGACUCUGAGGCCACGGCCAGAACCGAGGGCCAGCCCAACGAGUACUUCUGCUGACUGACCGGCGGCAGGCUCGCCCUGUUUGAGACCACUCUUUUUCUUUAAAUGUAUUUGAAAGCUUAAAUACAUAUCAGCUUGGUCCUUUCUCAGCCAUAAAAGGGUAGAAACCACCUUAAAGAAAGUUCAGUGUUCAAAAAGGGAAAAUUCUCACACAAGACUGAAAUAAUGUCUGUAUUUUUUAUUUUUGUCAUGCACUUUUCCAAUGAUAUGUUUAUAAUUGAUUCAUUCAUCAUGCAUAUACUGCAAUGAAAUGUCUGUGUCCAACACAUAAUAUCCAUCUGUCUAAUACAGAAAGUGAAAUGUUAAGAUUUUCUCUUUGGACAGUCAGGAUGUUACAAAAAAAGAGGUUAGUGAUGUACAUGCUUAAUUUUUCCUUUUUACUUGUUUUUCUUUAUACUGUUAUCUUGUCACAGUGUACUGGGGCAACUGUUCUGUUCUCCAUUUUAACCUUAAAAAUGUGCUUAUAAUUGCAAUAUCAG